Messenger RNA from Oncorhynchus keta (chum salmon), 2480 nucleotides. RefSeq names its product pre-mRNA-processing factor 39-like. The coding region runs from base 26 to 2089 and encodes 687 amino acids. The transcript is spliced from 5 exons. Lineage: Eukaryota; Metazoa; Chordata; Actinopteri; Salmoniformes; Salmonidae. The record is from RefSeq and is a predicted model, not a curated record.
GAGGAGGAGAUAAGAGGAGGAGGAGAUGAGUAAGGGUUUUGGCUACGUGGUGGAUGAGUUCACUUCCGACGUCAAUCCUAGUGACGCCAACCCAAUCGACCUGGACCAGUUCAACAUGGAUGAGUUCGUCACCGUGGACGAGGUGGAAGGGGAUGAGGCGGACAACGCCAACCCACCAGAGCCAUCAUCUUCAUCACCCAAUACCCAAGAUGGCACCUAUGGAAGGUUGGAACGAUCAUCCAAACGCAAGAGGGCUACCCCUGAUACCCCAAUUUCUACUAUGAAGUCAAGCCAGGAGAAGGGGAGGCCCCUGUCCAAAAGCACUCCCACCCCAUCUUCUUCUACCUCUACCCCCCCUGGACAGAAGAAUCCACGACAAGCCGCAACAGCCAAAAAAACGCAGGCGGCAAAAGCUCAACCACCUGCCUCCGCCGGACGCAAGACCGGGUCGUCAGCCGCAGCUGCUGUUGUCGCGACGGAAGCCGCAGAAACCCGAGAAACUGUCACUGACGAUGACCCCACAGUCAGGAUGGAAGCGGAGCCUCUUGCCGUGGAGCUUCUGUCUCAGCCAAUUGGGGGAGCAGCCGCUGCUCAGUUGGUAGAGGGAGUAGAGGUCACAAAGGGAAGUGACAUGGAGGGUGUGUUACCGUCAUGCGACCACAAGGUGUCAGUGUUGGGCACGGCAUUGCCGGCGAACAAGGAAGUAGAAAGUGCUGGGUCAGAGAUUGGUAUGGAGACUACAGCUGGAAAACCUCCAGAGGUAGACGGGAGCGAGGAGAAGGCCCAGGCUAAAAAAGGUGACUCGAUUCUGGGUAGCAAGGCUCAGAAUGAAGGCUGCACACUGGAGCUUGGCUUGACUGAUCCGUCUUCCACAGCCAAGGAGCAAGACCUUCAUACAACCCUAGAACUACAAGGGCUUGAGACGGUGUCGGGUCACCAAGUGCCCCAAUCACUCGUUGACAAAGUGCCCAAAGAAAAUGUGGGUUUACAGAUACCCAACAAAACCGUGAAUGACACCGUGGUGCCUGCAGCCUCUGAAUCUACGGCUUCCCAGGAGCUCCAAACUACUCCAGAGGAACGCCAAGACGAAGAAGAAUCUGCUUUCCACAUUCUGGACUCUGUAGAAGACACUGAAGACCGAAGAGAUUCUCUACCCAGAGAGAUGGAAGGGUUCCACAUUCUGGACUCUGUAGACGAUCAGGUGACAGAAGCUCUGGAAAUCCAUUCUACUGAAUCUAAGGGUACCUCAAAACCCCAGAAAGCGAGUUACAAAAAGGGUAAUAUUCAAAAGAAGGUUGGCAAGAAGAUAGCUCAAACCCCUGAGAAGAUACAGACCCCACCAGUGGAGUCAGAGAUGGGUGAGGGAGGUACCCACAAAAAGACCAACCGUGUCCCCUUGGAUGAGGUGAGUGAGGAAGAGGAGAGUUACCCUGACGACGCUGCCGAAGAGGAAGAGCUGAUGAAGAAACAGAAACUGGCGAAGGAGAAACGGCGAGACAGAGAAUGGGAGAAGGAGAGGAGUACAAAGCGGGUGAGGAGCAGAGAGAAGGAGCAGGAAUGGAAGAGGGGGAAGGGGAGGUUCAGUGUGGACACGGAAUGGUUGGUGACUCUGGAUGAGAUCGGAGGAGAUGGGGAUGAGAGAGGAGAGGAGGGUGCGAGGGAUCAGGAGAGCGGGAUGAAUGAGGCAGACCUUCAAGAAUUGGUCACUCUGGAUGAGAUCGUUGGCGAGGAUGGAGGGGAGGGUCCUAACCCGGAGCCACACCCAUUCAGGCAGGAGGACGAAUCAGGAGACUCCUUCAACACAGAGACUAUGGUGACCCUGGAUGAGACUGGAAGUGAUCAUGAGAUGGAGGAAGUGCAGCCCAAGAAGUCUCCAGAACCAGCCCAGACCCGGCACGCUGACAACACAGGUGAGGACUUUGUGGUUUCUGAGGCAGGGUUCUUCUGUAAGUUGUGUUCUCUGUCUGGGAGUGAAGACAAGAAGACCCACUGCAGCAGUCUACAGCACUGUCAGAACAUGCAGAAACAUUACCCGAAGCAUCAGAAGCAACAAGCAGGAAGUUCUAGACAAGGCUCCGCCUCCAAGUGACCCCUGACCACACCCCUGGGUGUGUCUAAAAUGUGACCAUUUCCCCAGUGCUCUGGUUGAUAGAUAGGGCUCUACUAUAAUAGGGUGAUAGAGUGCAGUUUGAUAUUUCAGCUGGUCUAGGAUCAGGUCCCCCAUGUUCAUAUUGUCUUAUUCAUUAUGAUUUAAAAGGUGAAACUGGUCCUGGAUCAGCCCUCCCUCCUACUCUGAGACGUUUUGUGGAUAUUGGGUCCAAUAUGACACAGAUUUUAGAUUAAUUUGUUUUGUUAGCUUUUUUGGGGGGUGGAUUUAAAUAUCAUUAAACUGUUUAAUUUAUCCAGAGUAACUCAGUCAGCAGAGACCAGACAUAAUGUAUGUAUACGGAGAAAGUAAUAAAUGUAGUUUUUAUUACGAA